Messenger RNA from Diatraea saccharalis (sugarcane borer), 789 nucleotides. The record is from the annotation of a GenBank genome assembly. Lineage: Eukaryota; Metazoa; Arthropoda; Insecta; Lepidoptera; Crambidae.
AUCAGUCGACCGUGUUCGGUGCGAAGUGAUCUUCUUUCGGAUCCCAACACAGACCUCGUUCGUUAUGAAAUCGUUGGUGGUGUUGUUCGCUGUGGUCGCCGCUGCGACGGCGAAGCCCAGUUUGGUUGGUUACACAGUGCCAGCGGCGGUGUCUCACCAGUCUAGAGUGGAUGUACGCACCUCGCCAGCCGUAGUAGCUGCCGCGCCAGUGGUGGCGGCUGCGCCAGUUGUAGCCGAGACUGUGGUGGCUGAGCCUGCUGUGGUCGAAGCGCGUGCCGUGUACACUCCAGCAGCCACAACAUACGUCGGUGGGUCAGCUGUCUCGCAUCAAUCACGUGUAGAUGUCCAAUCAUCUCCUGCUGUCGUCGCCACUGCCCCUGUUGUUGCUCCCGCUGUGGUAGAAGCUCGCUCUGUGUAUGCGCCAACCGUUUACGCAGCCGGUGCCGUUUCUCACCAAUCCCGUGUUGAUGUACGCUCGUCCCCCGCGGUAGUCACAUCUCCGGUAGUAGCUCAAACUGUUGUAGCUGAGCCUGUUGUUGAAGCUCGUGCUGUUUACCCAGCAGCUACCGUGUACACUGGUGCUUCUGCGGUGUCUCAUCAGUCGCGAGUGGAUGUCCAGUCGUCCCCAGCCGUCGUGUCUCAGCAUGUAGUAGCUGCCCCCGCUGUUGUUGAGGCUCGCUCUGCUUGGGCACCCUCCGUGUACGCGUGGUGAUUACAGUGUUAAGGAUCCGAUAAGACUUAAAACGAAAUGUAAAAAAAGACAUAAUUAUAUCUGAAAAACUUAUUAUU